UUAACAAGAUCAACUACACAUUAUAAACAAUAUCAUUUCAAAAAUAACAUGUCAUUAAAAUAGAAUGGGACGUUCAGACAUUACUAAAAUCGGCCAUGUCCAAUCGAACAUCAUCGACCAAUGUUCCUUCCUCUCGACCCUUGAGCGCUUUUAUAUCGAUCCAGAGGAGGGAUGGAGGGAAGGGUCAAAGAAAAAACACCAAAAGAUCUCAUUUUGAAGGAUGACUCGUGGGGCUCGAUUGCUUGUGUUGGAUUUUGUGUUGGCUUUUAUGUGGGUAUGGUCGGGGACUUUGAUUAAGAUCUUUGUUUUUGGGACAUUGGGAUUUGGAAAUGAUCCGGUCGGUGAGAUUGUGAAGGCUUCCUUUUCGAUUCUCAACAUGUUUGUGUUUGCGUUUUUGUCGAAAAUUUGGAAUGGGGCUUCUUAUAAUCCUCUUAACAUCUUGUCUGAUGCUUUUUCUGGGGAUUCCAGUAGCUUUCUCUUCGUUGCUGGUGCCAGAAUCCCUGCUCAGGUACUUGGAGCCAUUAGUGGUGUUAGGCUGAUUAUCCAGACAAUCCCUGAAGCAGGACGAGGGCCUCAUUUGAACGUUGGCAUCCAUCACGGUGCUCUAACAGAAGGAUUGUUAACAUACGGCAUUGUCCUAAUCUCGCUUGGACUGUCCACGACACUCCCAGGAAAUUUCUUCAUGAAGACAUGGAUCUCCAGCUGCUCCAAGUUAACUCUUCAGAUUCUUGGUUCUGACUUAACCGGUGGCUGCAUGAACCCUGCCUCUGUAAUAGGAUGGGCGUAUGCUCGUGGGGAACAUAUAACCAAAGAACACCUUCUUGUAUACUGGAUUGCUCCAAUUCAAGGAACCAUACUUGCAGUGUGGACGUUUAAGUUCCUAUUUCGACAACCGAACGAGGAGAAAGUGAACACGAAGAAGAAAUCUGAAUGAUUGAACAUCGUGAAGUAGGUCGGGUAGGUCUCCAUGGUGUCCUGUUGUGGCAAGAAAAGUUGACACUCUUACUAAUGUAUCAGAUCGUAUCCGAUCUUCUUAGUCAUAUUAUGCUCUUGUGAAAGAUGACUACA
Messenger RNA from Cucurbita moschata (crookneck pumpkin), 1068 nucleotides. Its product is annotated as probable aquaporin SIP2-1. Bases 221 to 934 code for a protein of 237 amino acids. Gene Ontology annotation, biological process: transmembrane transport. The transcript is spliced from 3 exons. Gene Ontology annotation, molecular function: channel activity. The record is from RefSeq and is a predicted model, not a curated record. Lineage: Eukaryota; Viridiplantae; Streptophyta; Magnoliopsida; Cucurbitales; Cucurbitaceae. Gene Ontology annotation, cellular component: membrane.